Terrapene triunguis (Three-toed box turtle) is the source of this 1054-nucleotide messenger RNA. RefSeq names its product mediator complex subunit 25 (gene MED25). The transcript is spliced from 8 exons. Gene Ontology annotation, biological process: positive regulation of transcription by RNA polymerase II. Gene Ontology annotation, cellular component: mediator complex; transcription regulator complex. The annotation marks the transcript as partial. Lineage: Eukaryota; Metazoa; Chordata; Testudines; Emydidae. The record is from RefSeq and is a predicted model, not a curated record.
AUCUCACCCGCCCUCUCCCUGUCAGUAUGGGGGUACCCAGUACAGCCUGGUGGUGUUCAACACGGUGGACUGCGCCCCGGAGUCCUAUGUGCAGUGCCAUGCCCCCACCAGCAGCGCCUACGAGUUCGUCGCCUGGCUGGACGGCAUCCAGUUUGUGGGGGGCGGCGGCGAGAGCUGCAGCCUCAUCGCCGAGGGGCUCAGCACGGCCCUGCAGCUCUUUGACGACUUCAAGAAGAUGAGGGAGCAGAUAGGCCAGACCCACAAGGUGUGCAUCCUGAUCUGCAACUCGCCCCCCUACCUGCUGCCGGCUGUGGAGAGCACCACCUACUCCGGCUACACCACCGAGAACCUGGUGCAGAAGAUCGGAGAGCGCGGGAUCCACUUCUCCGUCGUGUCCCCCCGCAAGCUGCCGGCGCUGCGGGUGCUCUUCGACAAGGCCACGCCCGGCGGGAUGCUGGAGGCCCAACCCAAAGACUUCAGCCAGGAUCCCCGGCACAUGAUCCUCAUCCGCGGCAUGGUGCUGCCGGUAGGUGGCAGCGCAGCCUCUGGUGCCAUCCAGCCCAAGCAGGUGGUGCCCCAACCGCAGCUCCCCACCGCGCCCCCGCAGCACCCGCCGGCCCCGCAGCAGCCCCUGCCGCCCGCCUCCCAGCCCUACCAGCCCAGCUCCCUCAACGCCGCCCAGGCCGCAGCGCAGUCUGCCGUGGAGGCCGCCAAGAACCAGAAAGCCAGCAUAGCCUCGCGCUUCACCCCGCUGAACGCCUUGCAGACGCCCUUCAGCCAGGCACCCGCGCAGCCGCUCCCCACCGGCUCUGUCCCAGCCAUGGCCCCCAAGCUGCCGCCCUCCUCCCAACCCAGCCUGGUCUCCACCGUCACCACCAACCCCAGUCUGCUGACCCAGCCGCCCGGCCAGCCCCCCCCGCAGCCUGGGGCCCCAGCCAUGCCCGGAGCCCCAGAGCAGAACCGAAAUGACAGAUCUUCAUGUCCCGCAGAGCGAGACUUUUCGAACGAUACCUCAGCAGACAGACUUGGCCCAAAACAUCCCCUCGUUCCAUGA